UGGAGCGCCGCGGACAAAGGCCCCGGGAGUGUGGCGGGCAGUGGCGUCUGGGGCCUGCCCGGCCCCCACCCCGCGCCAGAUUGGCGCCUCAACUGCUCCAGGAUGGUGGACACAGGAGCAUAGCCCACGAGAAGCCGGGGGGCCCCAGGGAAACAAGAAGAGGGAAAGAGGGGCGCAGGGCCCUGGAUUCAGAAGUUUUCGUUGGUAGGAGCCAGGGGCUUUGAAGAAUUCAGACUUGGAGUUAAAACAACCCACAAAUAGCCUGGAAAUAAAAUGCAACACCACCACCAACCCCCCGGGAUGGGGGCGGCUGGUGCUCAGCUGUGCAGUUCUGUAUCUGAAGUGGGGACCCAGACCCGUCCUGCUCGCGGUCAGCUGAGUUGGAGAGGGGAGAAGAUAGGCGACGAGGAGUUGCCACUUGGGGCGCAGAAACCAAAGCAGGGAUUGCCCAGCGGUUGGAAACCUUGAGGCGCUUCAUGUGUCCCUUCAACAAAUGUGCCCUUCACAGAGCUGGGUGCUGGGCUCACCAGUGUGUAAAAGGGACCAGCCGCCGCUCCCUGGAGGAGGAGCCACCAAACGGGACAACGAGAAAGAUGAGCGCCCACCAGGCCCCCGCCUUGCUCCUGUUCUUCAUGCUCGCCGCCGGGGCGGCGGAGAACGCCAGCACAUCCCGCGGCUGCGGGCUGGACCUCCUCCCGCAGUACGUGUCCCUGUGCGACCUGGACACCAUCUGGGGCAUCGUGGUGGAGGCCGUGGCCGGCGCCGGGGCCCUGAUCACGCUGCUGCUGCUGCUGAUCCUGCUGGUGCGGCUGCCCUUCAUCAAGGACAAGGAGAAGAGGGACCCCGUGGGCCUCCACUUCCUCUUCCUCCUGGGGACCCUGGGCCUCUUCGGGCUGACGUUUGCCUUCAUCAUCCGGGAGGACGAGACCAUCUGCUCGGUGCGCCGCUUCCUCUGGGGCGUGCUCUUCGCGCUCUGCUUCUCGUGCCUGCUGAGCCAGGCGUGGCGUGUGCGCAGGCUGGUGCGCCACGGCAAGAGCCGCUCGGGCUGGCAGCUGGCGGGCGCCGCGCUGUGCCUGAUGCUGGUGCAGGUCAUCAUCGCCGUCGAGUGGCUCGUGCUCACGGUGCUGCGCGACGCCAAGCCGGCCUGCGCCUACGAGCCGCUGGACUUCGUGCUGGCCCUCACCUACGACAUGGUCCUGCUCGUGGCCGCCCUGGGGCUGGCGCUCUGCACGCUGUGCGGCAAGUUCAAGAAGUGGAAGCAGAACGGGGCCUGCCUCCUGGUCACCACCUUCCUCUCCGUGCUCAUCUGGGUCGCCUGGAUGACCAUGUACCUGUUUGGCAACGCCGAGCUGAGGCAGGGAGAGACCUGGGGGGACCCCACCUUGGCCAUCACGCUGGUGGCCAACGGCUGGGUCUUCGUCAUCUUCCACGCCAUCCCGGAGAUCCACUGUGCCAUCCUCCCGGCCCCGCAGGAGACCACGCCCAACUACUUUGACACGUCACAGCCCAGGAUGCGGGAGACGGCCUUCGAGGAAGACGUGCAGCUGCCGCGGACGUACAUGGAGAACAAGGCCUUCUCCAUGGACGAGCACAGCGCAGCUCUGCGAACGGCGGGAUUUCGGAACGGCAGCUUGGGAAGCAGGCCUAGCGCUCCAUUCAGGAGCAACGUGUAUCAUCCCACUGAGAUGGCCGUUGUGCUCAACGGCGGGACUAUCCCAACUGCUCCGCCAAGUUACACUGGAAGACACCUCUGGUGAAAGGCUUACGUUCCAGAGAAUAAGAAUCUCUUACCGAUUUUAUUCCCUGGCCGGCCGUGUCUUUCUUGAGGGAGGAAUCAGUAACAGGAGCCGCACAAGGCCACCCCACAGCCAGGAGAUUUGGAAAUCCUAGCUGAGGGGCCUUCGAGUAAAUGUGAACACUGCUGAACCGAAAAGCUAACCCUGACUGUCCUCCCCCAGCCGCCACACACCUGCAAACACCCCCAAACCAAGCGCAAGCCCCGCCAACUAAAGCCGAGCUCAUUGCAAAUAGGCUUAGGCCCGCUUUGGAAACGUGGCUCCGAAGACCAACUCAUCCGGGGUUCGAGCAGAGCCAGCCAGAUUCACAGCCGCUGGGCCAGGCUGCUGGUGGGACAUCAAGGCCUCCAUCCUCCUAACCCAGCAAGUGCACCUUCCGCCCCCUGGGGCCUUGCAGGGAGAGGACCCUCCCGACCGUGGCAGGGAGAGGUCACAGGAGCAGUGAAGGAGGGUGUGGGUGUGAGUCUGAGACCAGGGAUCCUGGCAGGGUGGGGUGAGCUGUACAGCCCGGUGUUACUGGCAGGACCCAGGCAGGUGCCAAAGAAGAGAAGAUUCUCACGUGACUGUCAGAUGUCAAAGACGGUGGUCCACAGCCACUGCCCCUUCUGCGGGUCUCCUCCCUAAGGCCCACGGCAAGGAAGCCAGCCCUCCCUCCCUCCCUGGUAGAGCUGCAGAAAUCCUCUGGGGAGGGGCAGCAGGCAGACGACAGCCCCUUGGCCCGCUCUGCUCUACCAGGCCUGGGGCCACUCCAGGCCCCUCCCUGGGUUUAUUUCCACGUUCCUUACAAACGCUCAAAUGGGCCACCAGCUUGAAGACCCCCGGGGCCAGUAGACCUUCCCAGGGUGCCUCCUGGAGGUCUGCCAGGCGUCCAGUUCUUGGUCUUUGGGGUGGCGGCUCCAGAGGGCAGGGUUUCCCAGGGGGAGGGAGGGUGAUCUGGCUGCUUUGGGAGUGGGGGUUGAGGUACAUCAGACCAUGGUUGUCUUCCAUUUCCACGAGAACGGUUCUCCAAGCCCACUGUCUGUCAUGGCUUCCAUGUGUCCUGAGCCGGUCACUCCAUCACCGCGUGGCAUUUCCAGCAUCUCGGCCAUUCAGCGCCCCAUGUCCUCUGCACUGUUUGGCUAGCAUAAUCACUAGGCGAGUUACAGGGUUUUAUUUUAACCUUGGAAUGUAUGCCCGAGGGUGGGUCCCUUUUGCAUAUCCGCUAAUCACCUCGAUUGCUUUUUUUUUUUUCUUUUCUGUAAAACCACCCAUAAGCCUUUAACCUUGAAAAGAAAACGAAAAAGGUUCGUGAUUUGAGGGGGAAAUGACCUCUUCACACGCCAACAUGUCUGAGCUGAAAAUGUUCUAAUAAACCUGACCUUGCUCAAG
Messenger RNA from Echinops telfairi (small Madagascar hedgehog), 3164 nucleotides. RefSeq names its product G protein-coupled receptor class C group 5 member B (gene GPRC5B). Gene Ontology annotation, molecular function: protein kinase binding; protein kinase activator activity; G protein-coupled receptor activity. Lineage: Eukaryota; Metazoa; Chordata; Mammalia; Afrosoricida; Tenrecidae. Gene Ontology annotation, cellular component: plasma membrane; intracellular membrane-bounded organelle; extracellular exosome. Gene Ontology annotation, biological process: G protein-coupled receptor signaling pathway. The record is from RefSeq and is a predicted model, not a curated record. The transcript is spliced from 4 exons. Bases 477 to 1757 code for a protein of 426 amino acids.